AAUGGUAUUGGCGGGAUCAAACAGAAAACCUUAUCCACCACCAGUCGGACGCCAACAAGGCAAUCUCGCGAAGCAUAUCAAUUCAUUUUUCCCACCACACAGAUACAGAGACCAACCCACCACCUGCUGCAGGGUAAAAGGAACGGAAAAACUGAAAAGCCAGCAGCUGGAGAGGAAGGAGUUGGCGAGCGUGAGAGAAUGGGAAGCGUGGCGGUCUCAGAAGGGCGUUUCAUCGCACAGUGUUCAUUGACGCCAUCGCCAUGUGUUCUCAAUGGCCAGUUGCUCCCUCUCAGGCCUCUUCUUCCCAGGAAAACCAGUCCUUCCUCAACAUCCUCCCGCCUUCUCUCCAGGUGUUCGACAAAAUGGCUCAAUGAGCCGUUUCAGAAAGCACUGACAGGGCUACUUCCCAUAGUUCAUGACAACAAUUAUCAGGAUCCUGGAGCUGGCAAUGGCGUCAACAAGCGCCAGGCGCAAGGAGAACUGGUUCGAAUUCUGGACGGCAUUGAGAAGAGAACUUCAUUGCAAGAAUUUGGCUCCUUGGAUUCUGUUACAUUACACGAGGGCUCAAUGAAACUGUUAGUGUUCCUCUCUGGGUGUCUAAUGUUCCAGGGCUCUGAUCAAGCGGCUGCAGCUGCAAUGGAGCUCUCAAGCAGUGGGUUGCAAUCCAUUCCCUAUCUUGGAGACCUUGGUGACAUUAGCACAGGUUUUGCUUCAGCAUUCUUGCUGAUAUUUUUCUCGGAGUUGGGUGACAAAACCUUUUUCAUUGCGGCACUUUUAGCGGCUAGGAAUUCUGCUGUUGUUGUAUUUGCAGGGACCUUUGGCGCCCUUGGUAUAAUGACUGUCAUAUCCGUUGUACUUGGAAGAACUUUCCAUUAUGUGGAUGAGAUCCUUCCAUUCAGUUUUGGUGGCACUGAUUUGCCUAUUGAUGACAUUGCUGCAGUUUGCCUUUUGUUCAUGGUCUGUGAAGUAAACAACAUUCAAGCUAACUUGAGUAUGUUGCAGGUCUACUUCGGGGUAUCAACACUAGUAGAUGCCUCUUCAAGUGAUGGCCUCAAAUCUGAAGAUGAGCAAAAGGAGGCGGAGCUAGCAGUUUCAGACUUCUCGGGAAGUGGUGCAGGCAUUUUAUCCGCUGCCAAUACCAUUAUUAGCACAUUUGCUUUGGUUUUUGUUGCUGAAUGGGGUGACAAAUCAUUUUUCUCCACAAUCGCACUUGCAGCUGCAUCCUCACCUCUUGGUGUCAUUGCUGGAGCAUUGGCUGGUCAUGGUGUUGCAACCUUGAUUGCUGUCCUGGGAGGUUCUUUACUGGGAACAUUCCUAUCAGAGAAGGUACAUAAAUUUUCUAAAUCCCUCCAACUCGUUUUGAUAUGCAUAUCUUGAAAUAAAAUGUCAGUUUCAUAGGUUGGAAUUUCAUAUCAAAUAAAAGUGAAAAUCCAGAAUAUGUUAUGACUUUUUAACGACUGACAUGUGAUCCCCUUCCUGGUCCCCAAAAAAAUGUUCCUGAUUGGAAAACUCAAAGGUGCCAUCAAGCAUCUUAACUCUCAACCAUUGAAGUUGUCAUCUAACCCUCAUCAGUCCUUUGCCGUUUGAAUACUGAUUUUCUAUUCAACCAAAAGAAAAAGAAAACCAAGAUCAAGACCAAUUGCCAUAGUUAUUGUGAGUGGAAGAACCAUGAACCAAGUACACAGAACCCAACCACAAAAUGUCUUGCGUUUAGUGUACUCUAUUUUCCUACUACCACCACCACCAAUAAUGUUUGAAAUUUCUGAUCACCUGACGACAGCCUGAAUUCGCACCCUAUAGCAACAUAAGCUGCUGGGCUGGAAUAUAUCAUGUUGUCGAUCUUUACGCUUCUAAUAAUCUAGCAACAAUUACACGUGCAUCUACAGAAUGAGCUUCUUAUUCAACUUCCGUCAUUAUAUUUUAAUGGACUGAGAAAAAGGAAGAACCUUUUGGUGCUUUUUGACAGGUCAUUGCAUACACUGGUGGGAUUCUUUUCCUUGUCUUCGCCGCCAUGACACUGAUCGAGAUUGUGAGUUGAAAAAACGCAACUAUGACAGUCAUGGAUUACUAUUGCCUCAAAGUCUUCAGUUCAUGUAGAGGCAUCAGAAAGUCUCAGGUGGCGCUGCUCCAGUUAGCACAAAGUAUAAAGGAGUUUGAAUUAUUUGGUUUUGUUCAUCGUCAUUGUAGUACUCAACUAACAUUUGUUUAGUAAAUAGAGCUUGCACGCUGUCCUGUCUCUAAAUUUCAAGCAGCUAGGUCCAUCUGCUUGGCAUUUGUUGUGUAAAAUUGGCAAGAAAGUCCAAGCAUUUCUGGCUUUUUGGUCCGACUGUGGGAAGCUGGCUCCGAGUUUCGAUUCAACCCUUUCUAUGAAUAUGCAGAGAAUAGAGGAAGCGAUGGAACUUUUUUGUUUCUGAGAAUAACAGUGUGAUGAAUUGUUGAUGGACAAUUGUCCUAUCAAAGUAACCAGUAAUGUUUAUCUUGUUGACUUUUGCUAUAAAAUA
Linum tenue is the source of this 2501-nucleotide messenger RNA. NCBI's taxonomy places the organism in Eukaryota, Viridiplantae, Streptophyta, Magnoliopsida, Malpighiales, Linaceae. The record is from the annotation of a GenBank genome assembly.